AUGUCUAUGCCGGAGGCGGGGCAGGCCGCGGAGAGGGAUGAGCAGCAGCAGGCCCAGGUGAUCAAGGCACUGAUGCAGGGCAUCUGCGCCGUGCGGUACCGCAAGGCCGAUAACACGCCCUGCCCCAUCAAGCAGGGUCUCUACUUGGGAUCUGUUGGAGCAGCAUUCAACAAGGAGGCUCUCAAGAGCCUGAACAUCACCCAUAUCUUGAUCGUCGCAAGGUCACUGGACCCAGUAUUUCCAGCUGAAUUCAAUUACAAGAAGAUCGAGGUACUUGACAGCCCAGACACUGAUCUGUUAAAGCAUUCUGAUGAAUGCUUUAGUUUCAUAGAUGAAGCUAUAAGCUCUGGAGGCAAUGUUUUAGUCCAUUGCUUUGCCGGGCGGUCAAGGAGUGUGACAAUCGUUGUUGCAUAUCUCAUGAAGAAGUAUCAAAUGAGCCUCGAAAGUGCCUUGUCGCUAGUUAGAAGUAAACGACCUCAAGUGGCUCCUAAUGAGGGGUUUAUUUCCCAGCUGGAGAACUUUCAGAAAUCCUUGCAAGGUAAAACACAAAUAGUUGUCUUUGUCGUCUAUGUUAAAAUGGUUUCGGAGCAAGGCGACGUGUAUCUUGCUUAA
Molecule: messenger RNA, 612 nt
Organism: Miscanthus lutarioriparius
Lineage: Eukaryota; Viridiplantae; Streptophyta; Magnoliopsida; Poales; Poaceae
Source: the annotation of a GenBank genome assembly